This is a messenger RNA of Lonchura striata (white-rumped munia), 3030 nucleotides long. Lineage: Eukaryota; Metazoa; Chordata; Aves; Passeriformes; Estrildidae. The record is from RefSeq and is a predicted model, not a curated record.
UUUGCAGCUUCGUGGUUCACAAACGCUGCCACGAAUUCGUCACCUUCGAAUGUCCCGGCGCCGGGAAGGGACCCCAGACCGACGUGAGUCCCAAAUUCCCAAGCUGUGAGAUGAACGUGCACAAACGCUGCGUGCAGAGCGUCCCGAGCCUCUGCGGCGUCGACCACACCGAGAGGAGGGGGCGGCUCCAGAUCCGCAUCCAGGCCCUGCCCGGGGAGCAGCUCCACGUCACAGUGGGCGAGGCGCGGAACCUGAUCCCGAUGGAUCCCAACGGGCUCUCGGAUCCCUACGUGAAGCUGAAGCUGAUCCCCGACCCCAAGAACGUCUCCAAGCAGAAAACGCGGACGGUGAAGGCGACGCUGAACCCGGUGUGGAACGAGGCCUUCCUCUUGUUCAAGCUGCUGAACCAGGAGGAGGGCGAAUAUUACAACGUCCCCGUGGCCGACACCGACGACUGCGGCCUCCGGCCCAAAUUCGAGGCUUGCAAUUAUCCGCUGGAGCUGUACGAGAAAGUGCGCCGGGGGCCGGGCCCCUCCCCCAGCCCCUCCCCGCUGCCCUCCCCCGGCAGCGGCCGCUCGACGCUCGGGGACUUCAACUUCCUCAUGGUGCUGGGCAAGGGCAGCUUCGGCAAGGUGAUGCUGGCCGAGCGCCGGGGCUCGGCCGAGCUCUUCGCCAUCAAGAUCCUGAAGAAGGACGUGGUGGUGCAGGACGACGACGCCGCCUCCACCAUGGUGGAGAGGAGGGUGCUGGCCCUGGGACCCCGGCCCCACUUCCUCACACACCUGCACUCCACCUUCCAGACCCCCGACCGGCUCUACUUCGUCAUGGAGUACGUCACCGGCGGCGACCUCAUGUACCACAUCCAGCAGGUCGGCAAGUUCAAGGAGCCCCACGCGGCGUUUUACGCAGCCGAAAUCGCCAUCGGCCUCUUCUUCCUGCACAACCAAGGGAUCAUCUACAGGGAUCUGAAGCUGGACAACGUGAUGCUGGACGCGCAGGGCCACGUGAAGAUCACGGAUUUUGGGAUGUGCAAGGAGAACAUCGGCCCCGGCUGCAGCACCAGAACCUUCUGCGGGACCCCCGACUACAUCGCCCCCGAGAUCAUCGCCUACCAGCCCUAUGGGAAGUCGGUGGAUUGGUGGUCCUACGGCGUCCUGCUCUACGAGAUGCUCGCCGGACAGCCCCCGUUUGACGGCGAGGACGAGGACGAGCUCUUCCAGUCCAUCCUGGAGCAGACGGUGACCUACCCAAAAUCCCUGUCCCGGGAGGCCGUGGCCAUCUGCAAGGGGUUCCUGACCAAGCACCCCGGGAAGCGGCUGGGGGCCGGCCCGGGGGGGGAGCAGGAGGUUCGGGGUCACCCCUUCUUCCGCCGAACGGACUGGGAGCGCCUGGAGCGCCUGGAGGUGCCGCCGCCCUUCACCCCCCGCCCGUGCGGCCGGAACGGGGAGAAUUUCGACCAGUUCUUCACGCGGGCGCCGCCGGCGCUGACGCCGCCGGACGCGCUGGUGCUGGCGGGGCUGGACCAGGCCGAGUUCCAGGGCUUCAGCUUCACCAACCCCGACUUCCCGCCGCCCCCCGCCGCCCUCGCCUGACCCCCGACCUUGGGGGAACCCCCCCAAAAAAUUUCGGGAGCCCCCGACCCCGAAUUCCCAAAAAAACCCCAAAAAAAUCCCAAAAAAUUCGAUUUUUUUGCUUUAUUUUGAGGUUUUCCCCCCUAUUUUGGACCGUUCCAAGUUUAGGACCCCCCUGUUUUGGACUGGACCAAGUUCAAGAAUCCCCCCCAAAAAAUUUGGGAUCCUCAGACCCUGAAUUCCCAAAAAAACCCCAAAAAAAUCCCAAAAAAUUUGAUUUUUUUCUGAUUAGUUUGAGGUUUUACCCCCCUAUUUUGGACCGUACCAAGUUUAGGACCCCCCUGUUUUGGGCUGGACCAAGUUCAAGAAUCCCCCCAAAAAAUUUGGGAGCCCCCGACCCCGAAUUCCCAAAAAAUUCCCCAAAAAUUCCCCAAAAAACCAAGAAAAUCCACCUUUUUUCUCAUUAUGUUGAGUUUUUUCCCCCCUAUUUUGGACCAUACCAAGUUCAGGAAUUCCCUAAAAUUUGGGAACCACCCCCAAAAAAAUUCGGGAGUCCCCGACCCCGAAUUCCCGAAAAAAACCCCAAAAAAAUCCAAAAAAAUUCGAUUUUUUUGCUUUAUUUUGAGGUUUUCCCCCCCUAUUUUGGACCAUACCAUGUUUAGGAUUCCCCCUGUUUUGGACUGGACCAAGUUCAGGAAUUCCCAAAAAAAAUUUGGGACCCCCCGACCCCGAAUUCCCAAAAAAUUCCCCAAAAAUCCCCCAAAAAUUUGACUUUUUUUCUGAUUAUUUUGAGGUUUUCCCCCCCUAUUUUGGACCGUACCAAGUUUAGGACCCCCCUGUUUUGGACUGGACCAAGUUCAGGAAUUCCCCAAAAAAAUUUGGGACCCCCUGACCCCGAAUUCCCAAAAAAACCCCAAAAAAAUCCCAAAAAUUUGAUUAUUUUGAGGUUUUCCCCCUAUUUUGGACCGUACCAUGUUUAGGAUCCCCCUAUUUUGGACAAUACCAAGUUCAGGGAUCCCCCCAAAAAAUUCGGGAGCCCCCGACCCCGAAUUCCCGAAAAAUUCCCAAAAAAAUCCCAAAAAAUCCCCCAAAAUUUGACUUUUUUCUGAUUAUUUUGAGGUUUUCCCCCCUAUUUUGGACUGUACCAAGUUUAGGAUUCCCCCCUGUUUUGGGCUGUACCAAGUUCAGGAAUUCCCCAAAAAAUUUGGGAGCGCCCGACCCCGAAUUCCCAAAAAAUUCCCCAAAAAUUCCCCAAAAAAUUCCCCAAAAAUUCCCCAAAAAAUUCCCCAAAAAAAUCCCGAAAAAUUCCCCAAAAAAUUUGAUUAUUUUGAGUUUUUUCCCCCUAUUUUGGACCGUACCAAGUUCAGGAAUUCCCCAAAAUUUGGGAACCACCCCCAAAAAAAUUUGGGAUCGCCCGAUCCUGAAUUCCCAAAAAAUUCCCAAAAACUUCCCCCAAAAA